Gossypium raimondii (Peruvian cotton) is the source of this 2382-nucleotide messenger RNA. RefSeq names its product polycomb group protein EMBRYONIC FLOWER 2. NCBI's taxonomy places the organism in Eukaryota, Viridiplantae, Streptophyta, Magnoliopsida, Malvales, Malvaceae. The transcript has 21 exons. Bases 248 to 2134 code for a protein of 628 amino acids. Gene Ontology annotation, cellular component: nucleus. Gene Ontology annotation, molecular function: chromatin DNA binding. The record is from RefSeq and is a predicted model, not a curated record.
UCGAGAAAUGCACAAAAACUCACGCGGCACACUCCUUCCCCACUCUUUUUCUCCCCGAUUAUAUUAACACACCGAAAUAGAGUUUAAUUCCGAUUCCAAAAUUGAACUUUCUUUUUCAAAUUCCAAGCUCCCAAUUAGGGUUCUUCAUUUCUCAAAGGUUUAACGUGGUUAAUUUUUAAGAUACUUUGUGGUGGACAAAAAGUUGAUAGAAAGCUAUGUUACUAAACCUAAGCAUUAUCUAAUAAGAAUGCCGGGCAUUCCUUUAGUGGCUCGUGAAACCUCCUCUUAUUCUAGAAGCACAGACCAGAUGUGCCGAGAAGAUUCCCGCCUGCAUUUAUCUGCAGAAGAGGAAAUUGCUGCUGAAGAGAGUUUAUCUAUUUAUUGCAAGCCUGUAGAACUCUAUAACAUUCUUCAAAGGCGUGCUGUAAGAAAUCCUUUGUUUCUUCAAAGAUGUUUGCGAUACAAAAUUCAGGCAAAACACAAAAUGAGAAUACAAAUGUCAGUGUCCAUAUCAAGGAUUGUGAAUGAGGGUGUACUGACUCAAAGUCUUUUCCCGUUAUACAUCUUGUUGGCAAGAGUAGUUUCUGAUGUCGCGGUUGCAGAGUAUUCUGCAGUUUAUCGUUUUCGUCGGGCAUGUAUCUUGACUAGCUUCACUGGCAUUGAGGGCAGUGAUCAAGCUCAAGCAAAUUUUGUUCUCCCUGAGAUUAAUAAGUUAGCUAUGGAAGCCAAAUCUGGUUCUCUUGCAAUUUUGCUUGUCAGCUUUGCCAAUGGAGGUUGCUGCCUAUGGGGUAGGAUACCAUUAGAAUCACUAUAUUUGUCAUGGGAAAAAGCCCCAAACUUGAGUUUAGGACAAAGAGCUGAGAUGAUAUUUCCUGUUGACAUGCAUUCUUGCCUAUUGAAGUUGACUUCUUUGAAUGAGGACAAAUGCAUCUUAAUCCAAAAUUCCAGCAAUUCUUUGUUAAUGAACGAAUCACUGCAGCUGCAGGUCAUCAUUUCUGCUGAAGAAGUUGGGGCAAAGGAAAAUUCUCCCUAUAAUUCAUACACAUGCAGUGGCGUUUCUUCUUCAUCAUCACUGUCUCAUAUUAUUCGGUUGAGAGCAGGAAAUGUCAUCUUUAACUAUAGAUAUUACAACAAUAAGUUACAGAGAACUGAAGUAACUGAAGAUUUCUCUUGUCCUUUCUGCUUGGUAAAGUGUGCAAGCUUUAAGGGUCUGAGGCAUCACUUGCCAGCAUCCCAUGAUCUCUUCAAUUUUGAGUUUUGGGUAACUGAAGAGUAUCAAGCUGUUAAUGUUUCUGUCAAAACCGAUAGCUGGAGAUCUGAGAUUGUUGCAGAUGGUGUUGAUCCUAAACAGCAGACUUUUUUCUUUUGCUCAAAGCAACUGAGGCGUAGACGACCGAAGAACCUAGAUCAAAAUGCAAGGCGUCUGCACCCUGUUUUCAUGGAGUCAAAGUUGCCAGCAGGAGGUUGUGAGCUUCUUGACAAGGCUCAUGGUGGAACCAUUUUACGAAAUGCUACAAUUGGUGCUUUGGAGUAUGCACAACAUGUUCCAUCCAGUUUCAAUGUUCCAGGGGUUUCAGGUGCUGCUGGACAAUUGUAUUCUGAUUCUGAACAUGUUCAAUCAGUGUCUGGAAACAAUCUUGCGCCCCCUGCCCUGUUGCAAUUUGCAAAGACAAGAAAAAUAUCGAUGGAACGUUCUGAUCCAAGGAACCGUACUCUGCUUCAGAAGCGACAGUUUUUUCACUCACAUAGAGCACAGCCAAUGGCAAUGGAUCAAGUAGUGUCUGACAGAGACAGUGAGGAUGAAGUUGAUGAUGAUGUUGCAGAUUUUGAAGAUCGAAGGAUGCUUGAUGAUUUUGUAGAUGUAACCAAAGAUGAGAAGCAAAUAAUGCAUUUGUGGAACUCGUUUGUGAGGAAGCAAAGGGUGUUGGCAGAUGGUCAUAUUCCAUGGGCAUGUGAAGCGUUUUCAAAUUUACAUGGGCGCAACCUUGUCAAAGCUCCAGCACUCAUCUGGUGUUGGAGAUUAUUCAUGAUCAAGUUGUGGAAUCACGGCAUCCUCGAUGCACGAACAAUGAAUAAUUGUAAUAUUAUUCUGGAACAAUACGAAAAGCAGGAUUUGCAUCCUAUAAAAGGCUAAAAAUAUGGUAAGUUUUGCUUCCUAUUUUUUUUGGUAAAAAGACAGGCAGUUGGUAAACAACCAUGACCCAGAACUGCUGUUCAACAGUCACUUCCAGUCUCACCACCAAUUUGCACUAGGGUCAGUGACCCUCCGUAAGCUCUUACUUCCCACGAACCCCUACUGUUGUGUAGCUUUACGAUCGACUGGUAUAAUUCAUACAUUUUAUUUGUAUUUUUAACUCUUUACAGAAAUCAUUUUUUCUCCCA